AUGGCGAUUCCCUGCCCCACCAAGGUCUGGCAUAGCGAUACUUAUCCGGCCAUUUCCCCGGAGCAACCCCGACUCUCCAAGGCCGGCAAGUCCGUCUUCAUCACCGGCGCCAGCCCCGGCGGCAUCGGCUCCGGCAUCGCCACUUCGUUCGCGCGCGCCGGCGCCUCCGCAAUCGGCCUCUUUGGGCGCAAGCCGGCCAACCUGGCAAAGACCAAGGAGGCCAUCGCGGCGAUCGCCCCCGAGGCCGCCGUGCACAUAUACACGGGCGACCUGACCGACGCCGCCUCCGUCCAGCGCGCCGUGUCCGACUUCGCGGCCAAGUCCCCGUCGGGCACCAUCGACAUCCUCGUCGCAAACGCCGCCUACCUGGCCGACCUGGACACCAUCGCCGGCUCGGACCCGGCCGACUGGUGGGCUGGGUUCGAGACCAACAUCCUGGGCAACUUCCACCUGGUGAGGGCCUUCUUCCCGCACGCCACGCCCACCAAGGACGGCAAGAGUGCCACCAUCGUCCACAUCAGCUCGUCUGCCAUCUAUAUCCCGUACAUACCGGGAUUUAGCUCGUACCGUGGCUCCAAGAUUGGCGCACACAAGGUGUUUGAAUAUGUCGCCCAGGAGCACCCGGACAUCCACGUUGUGCAGGUACACCCGGGCCUGAUUCUGACGUCGGAGCUCGCGACCAAGUUUUCCAGUGAACUUGAGGACCCGAAAUAUGCAAAUUUAGUUGCAGACACCAUGGCGCUAUCUGGAGACUUUGUCAACUGGGCGUGCAGCGACGAGGCGAGAUUCCUCCGGGAUCGCAUGAUUCACGCCAAUUGGGACGUCGAAGAGCUCAAGGCUAUGGCGCCUGAGUUGGCCAAUGAUCCUACCAAGUUCAACUUGGGACUGCUGGGUUUGUUCUAG
Thyridium curvatum is the source of this 903-nucleotide messenger RNA. RefSeq lists its product as uncharacterized. Bases 1 to 903 code for a protein of 300 amino acids. The record is from RefSeq and is a predicted model, not a curated record. NCBI's taxonomy places the organism in Eukaryota, Fungi, Ascomycota, Sordariomycetes, Thyridiales, Thyridiaceae. Gene Ontology annotation, cellular component: cytosol. The transcript has 2 exons. Gene Ontology annotation, molecular function: oxidoreductase activity.